AUGGCCCAAUUGAGUUUGUCAACGACAGCUGCGGAUGGCAUCAAGUCCAUGGUGAGGUCAUACGUCGUUGGUGAUGCUGUGUUCCAGACAGCGAGGCCAUCUGGCUUAUCAGCCUUUGGUUUCACGGUGGAGCUUCACGACAUCAAAACAGCUCUCAAGCAACUACCAGAAAUCUUACAAGCGGACCAGCCUGCAUUCUUGUCCAUGGUAUAUUCUUUCGACAACAGCAUGCGAUCUGUUGUUAUAAUCGCAAAGAAUAUGAAACUCUGGCAGCUUUGGGACCAGGACCCGUUACCAACCUAUAUUCGCAGUCGAACAGUUUUGAUUGGCGAUGCGGCGCAUGCGAUGACGCCUCACCAAGGACAGGGCAGAACACGGGCUGUUGAAGAUGCAGAGGGUUUUAGACUGUUCCUUCAGAAAUUCGUUACUAGUGAACAUGUUCCUGAGCUCCUGAAAGACUUUGAUUCUGUCCGCAGGCCACGCGCAAGCCAGAUCAAGGAUAAUACCAGAAAGGCAAAGAACAAAAGGACGGCGCAGGGAGUGUACAUGCUUGCGAAGAUAAACUGGACCUACGGUGGCAUCAUGGAAGAGCUCAAAGCCGUGGAAGAGACUACAGGAAUGCGGAUAUGUAAAUAG
This is a messenger RNA of Fusarium musae, 636 nucleotides long. RefSeq lists its product as uncharacterized. The coding region runs from base 1 to 636 and encodes 211 amino acids. The transcript has 2 exons. NCBI's taxonomy places the organism in Eukaryota, Fungi, Ascomycota, Sordariomycetes, Hypocreales, Nectriaceae. The record is from RefSeq and is a predicted model, not a curated record. Gene Ontology annotation, molecular function: monooxygenase activity; FAD binding.